UCGGCUGUUCACAUUCCCAGAUAGAAGUACCUAGAAAAUAACGGUUUAUCGAUUCAUCGCAUCGGACAGCAUGGCCUCUGGUGUCACAGUCAGUGAUGAAGUCAUUAAAGUCUUCAAUGAUAUGAAGGUCCGGAAAUCCUCGUCCUCAGACGAGGUGAAAAAGCGCAAAAAAGCAGUGCUGUUUUGCCUGAGCGACGACAAGAAGAAGAUCAUCGUGGAGGAGGGCAGGCAGAUUUUAGUGGGAGAUAUUGGAGACAGUGUUGACGAUCCUUACGCCUGCUUCGUGAAGCUCCUUCCGCUCAACGACUGCAGAUACGGCUUAUAUGAUGCCACUUAUGAAACCAAAGAGUCCAAGAAAGAAGACUUGGUAUUUAUAUUUUGGGCCCCUGAAGGUGCACCAUUAAAAAGCAAGAUGAUUUAUGCUAGCUCAAAAGAUGCCAUUAAGAAGAAGUUUACAGGUAUUAAACACGAAUGGCAGGUGAACGGUUUAGACGACAUUCAGGACCGCUCGACUCUGGCAGAGAAGCUGGGAGGAAAUGUGGUGGUAUCGCUGGAGGGAAGACCAUUGUAGAGCGAGCCGCCAUGUGCCAUCUGGAUUCCACACGCUUUCAUCUCAGCAGCUGUCUCUAUCGUUUCAUCCUGGAGGAAUAGGCCUAUCGUUUCUUUUUAUUUCUUUUCCUUUUCUUUUGUUUUUACAUUUAACAUUAAGGAGAUCUCAUUAACACACAGUUGAAGUCAGAAUUAUCAGCGCCCCUGUAUAUUUUUCCCUACUUUCUGUUUAACGGAGAGAAGAUUUUGUCAACACAUUUCUGAACAUAAAAGUUUUAAUAACUCAUUUCUAAUAAUUUAUUUAUUUUAUUUUUGCCGUGAUGACUGUCAGGGGUGCUGCUAUGUGGGGGAAAUGUAAUGUAAUGUGUAUUUAUAUAGUGUAAUUUUCAAAUGUGGCCAUACACCCAAAGCGCUUCACAAUCAUGAGGGAGGUCUCUCCACCCCACCACCAGCGUGCAGCAUCCACUUGGAUGAUGUGAUGGCAGCCACAGGACAACGGCGCCAGUGCGCUCACGGCUCACCACACACCAGCUAUAGGGGGAGUUGAGAGAUAGUGAUAGAGCCAAUUCGGUGGGAUGGGGAUGAUUGGGAGGCCAUGAUGGAUAAGGGCCCCUUAUUUACUUUCAUCUGCGAGAACCAGCCCCUCCACAUCCCCGUUCCUCACUUUUGGCCGCAACAAUCUACCAGCCCCCCGCCAUUCACUUUCGUCCACAAGAACCCACCCACCCUACACCCCCGCACACUUCACUUUCUUCUGCAAUGACCCCCCAAUACUAUUCACUGUAAUCCACGACUACCCCCCCACCCCCCACCACUCUCGUCCUUCACUUUCAUCUGAGGGAACUCACACACCCCCGCUCUUCACUUUUGUCCGUAACAAUACCCCUCAUCCCCAUACAAGACUAUUUACUUUGGUCCGCGGCAACCUCCCGACCACUGCCUCCUCAGUCUUUACUUUAGUAUGUGAGAAUCACCACCACGACCCCCGCUCUUCACUUUCAUCCGCAACAAGCCCCCCCCAAGACUAUUCAAUUUCAUCUGCGACAUCCCACCCAGCACUCCCUCUCCCCCUUGCUUUUCACUUUCGUCCGCAAUGACCCACCCUAACUCCCGCUCCUUUUAACUUUUGUCAGCACCACCAUCGAAUAUUUUUCUAGAUAUUUAUUAACAUACAAGUAUUUAGCUUAAAGUGCCAUUUAAAGGCUUAACUAGGUUAAUUAGGCAGGUCAUUGUAUAGCGAUGGUUUGUUCUGUUGACAAUCGAAAAAAAAUAAUAGAGCUAAUAAUAUUGACAUUAAAAUGUUUUUUAAAAAAUUGAAACUAACCGAAAUAAAUCUAAUAAGACUUCCAGCAGAAGAAAAAAUAUUAUAGGAAAUACCGUGAAAGAUUCUAUGCUCUGUUAAACAUCAUUUGGGAAAUAUGAGAAAAAAUUUACAAGGAUUGCGAAUAAUUCUGACUUCAACUGUUUGCAAAACAUAAAUCUACCAAUAAGAUUGGUCACUUUUGUACCUCCCCCGUCUCCCUCUGUGCAUUUUUUUUUUUGCCAAACUCAAAUGAUCACAUCUAUUAUAUGAACAGUAGCUCAGUCUAUAUUUGAUGAUGUAUUUACAGAGGUAUUUUAUUAUGCUGUACGUUAAUGCCUCACAGCAAUGCAUUAACCAGAGACAAGCACUUUACAAGUCUGAAUCUAUUUAUUGAACUCUCUAAUGUUUCGAACACGUAAACUCUAUGCAGAUAAACAACGCACUUUUACUCUAGCAUUUGAAGGAGGACUUUGGGAUUUCUGUCGUCCGUCAAUUUCGUGAUAGAAGUUACCACAGUUUUCAUUCCUGUUACGCAUAUGGACACAAACAGAUGGGUUCGAACUCUGCCAUUGCAGCCUUUGAUUCAAACACACGCCGCAGAGCGUCUGCUUGGAAAGUGUUUGUUUUAUUUUUUUGUUUUGUUUUUUGACACUACAUGACAACAGAAAUACAUUAUUAUGUGUAAAGAUGACGGCCUGAAGUGAAGCAUUGUUUGUGAGAUCGAGGAAGGUGCCACUUUGAAAUAAAAUCCUGUGGCAGAAUUCUUGGAUGGGUUUUCUUGGCUCGGUUGACUGCUGUGGUCGUUUCAUCCGGGUGUCACUCCAGCGAUGUGAUAUGUCUGACAUGUGUUCGCUUUGCUCGUCAACAUGACCCUCGUUUGAUGGAGCUUCUCAAUUAAAGAUAUUUAUGUUUGCCA
Messenger RNA from Danio rerio (zebrafish), 2768 nucleotides. RefSeq names its product cofilin 2 (muscle) (gene cfl2). Gene Ontology annotation, biological process: actin filament depolymerization. The record is from RefSeq and is marked provisional. Lineage: Eukaryota; Metazoa; Chordata; Actinopteri; Cypriniformes; Danionidae. Gene Ontology annotation, molecular function: actin binding. Gene Ontology annotation, cellular component: actin cytoskeleton.